GGUUCUUCAGGGCAGAGUCUGGCAGCUGCACAGAGCAUACUAGCCCCUUUUGAGCUUCGUGCUGUGUCCUGGUGAAAUGUUUCCCUGGGGUCAGCCCUCCUGUGCGGUGAGGCGUUUUGUGGGAUGAGCUCCACGGCCUGGUGGAGUCCCUGUUGCCGCACUUUGUCUGCAGCCCCUUCCUGGUUGGCUGACUUGACAGAAAUAACUGGACUCCGGUGAUCACUUGGAAGGACAGAUUGUGUUGUAUCAACAUAACCAAAAUAAGAUUGUAAUGGAACAGGAGGUGGGGCGGCUGCCAGCCUGCGGCCGCAGCUCUCACCCCGCCAGCCCUGCCCUCCCCGUCCUUGCUCUGCAUCAGCGUCUUUCCCCUUCCCCCUCCCAUUUGUAAACAUUUGCUGGUGAAUAUUCUUUUAUCUCCAACUAGAAUCGUAGGAUGUUGAGAGCUCGGAAGGGGGAGCUGACAGAUGAUCCGGUCCAGUUCCUUUAACUUACAGAUGAAAAAUGAAGACGUUGCUCCAGUUAUUUGUAACACAGACUAAGUCUUUUAUUAUCAUUUGCCUUUUUCCUCCACAGCUCAAGACAGUGUUGGUUUUGCUGAGAGUCCCUCUCAGGAGACUCUCACAGAGUCCCUGUCCAGUUCUCUGAUGAUUCUUUGAUUUCCCCGUAGCACUUAACCAUGUAGCAAGAGAUUUUCAUUAAAAAACUAUUUAUUCCUGCCAUUCUUGCCAGUCACCCUGGACAGUUGGAGAGCUCCUCUAAAACAAAAUUCUCUGGAGGCAAUUGCAGAAUUUUCUUCAUUAUUAUUCUAUCAUUGACAAAUUUUCACUUAAGAAAUUCUUACCAGUCCUUGGUCCUCCUUGGCAGGCAAGCGUCAGAUGCCCCAGGUCACCCAGGAGGCCCCUAGACCGUGAGGCAAAGGAGAUGAGCCGGUGUUGAUUUAUUUUUAUUUUUAUUUUUUUUGAGGCAGAGUCUUGCUCUUGUUGCCCAGGCUGUAGUGCAGUGGUGCGAUCUUGGCUCACUGCCACCUCUGCCUCCUGAGUUCAAGCGAUUCCCCUGCCUCAGCCUCCCUAGCAGCUGGGAUUACAGGCAUGCGCCACCAUGCCUGGCUAAUUUUGUAUUUUCAGUAGAGAUGGGGUUUCUCCAUGUUGGUCAGGCUGAUCUCGAACUCCCGACCUCAGGUGAUCUGCCCACCUCGGCUUCCCAAAGUGGUGGGAUUACAGGCAUGAGCCGCCGCGCCUGGCUUUUGUUUUAUUUUUAACCUGCACCUGGUGUUGGUUUUUUCUCUGUCAUUACUAGCAGGAGUCAGCCUGGAUGGUCGUCAGAGCGGCCCUUGGGCUGCUUCAUGCUGCAUGUCAGCUCCUCAUCCCUGGCCCUGACUGAAGGGAGGACAAAGGUCCUGGUCCCCAGGCCUGUUUGUAGUAAAGACAGGGGUCCCUGACUCCCCUGGUCAUAAGGACAAAGUAAUUGUUAAAUAAAUGUUUAAACUCUGGCCAUGCACAGUGGCUCACGCCUGUAAUCCCAGCACUUUGGGAGGCCAGAUCACUUGUGGUCAGGAGUUGGAGACCAGCCUGGCCAACAUGGUGAAUUAAAACCCCAUCUCUACUAAAAAUACAAAAAUUGGCCCAGCAUGGUGUUGUGUGCCUGUAGUCCUAGCUACUCAGGAGGGUGAGGCAGGAGAAUCUCUUGAACCUGGGAGGCAGAGGUUGCAGUGACCCGAGAUUGCACCAGUGCACUUCAGCCUGGGCAGCAGAGCGAGACUCCAUCCAUCCAUCCAUCCAUCCAUCAAUCAAUAAAUGUAUGUAUGUAUGUUUUACCUGUAGCCACUAUACUACAGCCUGGGCAGCAGAGCGAAACUCCAUGUCUAAAUAAAUGAAUGAAUGGUAUGUUUUAACUAUAGCCACUACACUACAGCCUGGGCAACAUAGUGGGACAUGAGACUCCAUUUCUAAAUAAAUAAAUGUAUGUAUGUAUGUAUGUUUUACCUGUAGCCACUACAUUACAGCCUGGGCAACAUAGUGAGACGCUAUCUCUAAAAAAAAAAAAGAUAACUCAGUAAUGACGGCACAUUGAAAAGAUAAUAAUUAGUUAUACUGAGUUAAAUAAAAUAUUACCAUGAAUUUUACCUGUUAAUUGUACCCUUUUUGAUGUGGCUACUAGAAAAUGUGAAUGCUAUUUGUGGCUCACGUUGUGUUUCCAUCAGGGCAGCCCCGGCCUAGAUCUGGAAUCAGCAGCUCCCUGGGCUCUGUGGGAGAUCUUCAAGUGACUCACUCUUCUCAUUCCUGUUUUCUUCUCCAAAGAACUAAAAUGCGUCUCCUCGCUGGAGUAUGGUGUUUGCGAAAACUUGCGGAAGCUGGAGAUCACAGGCGUGUCUUGUCGGGACGUCUAUGCGAAGCGUAUAAACCCUCGCGUGAAGUCGGGACGUUUUGUGAAAAUUCUCCCUGAUUAUGAGCACAUGGCGUACAGAGACGUUUACACCUGCCUGCUUCACCGAUAUAGACACAUUUUGGGAUUGUGGCAGCCAGAUAUCGGGCCAUACGGAGGACUGCUGAACGUGGUGGUGGAUGGCCUGUUCAUCAUCGGGUGGAUGUACCUGCCUCCCCAUGACCCCCACGUCGAUGACCCCAUGAGAUUCAAGCCUCUGUUCAGGAUUCACCUGAUGGAGAGGAAGGCUGCCACAGUGGAGUGCAUGUACGGCCACAAAGGGCCCCACCACGGCCACAUCCAGAUUGUGAAGAAGGAUGAGUUCUCCACCAAGUGCAACCAGACGGACCACCACAGGAUGUCCGGCGGGAGGCAGGAGGAGUUUCGGACGUGGCUGAGGGAGGAAUGGGGGCGCACGCUGGAGGACAUUUUCCACGAGCACAUGCAGGAGCUAAUCCUGAUGAAGUUCAUCUACACCAGUCAGUACGACAACUGCCUGACCUACCGCCGCAUCUACCUGCCGCCCAGCCACCCCGACGACCUCAUCAAGCCUGGCCUCUUCAAAGGUACCUAUGGCAGCCACGGCCUGGAGAUCGUGAUGCUCAGCUUCCACGGCCGGCGUGCCAGGGGCACCAAGAUCACGGGCGACCCCAACAUCCCCGCUGGGCAGCAGACAGUGGAGAUCGACCUGAGGCAUCGGAUCCAGCUGCCUGACCUCGAGAACCAGCGCAACUUCAAUGAGCUCUCCCGCAUCGUCCUGGAGGUGCGCGAGAGGGUGCGCCAGGAGCAGCAGGAAGGCGGGCACGAGGCGGGCGAGGGUCGUGGCCGGCAGGGCCCCCGGGAGUCCCAGCCAAGCCCUGCCCAGCCCAGGGCAGAGGCGCCCAGCAAGGGCCCAGGUGGGACACCUGGUGAGGAUGGUGGCGAGCCUGGGGAUGCCGUAGCUGCGGCCGAGCAGCCUGCCCAGUGUGGGCAGGGGCAGCCGUUCGUGCUGCCCGUGGGCGUGAGCUCCAGGAAUGAGGACUACCCCCGAACCUGCAGGAUGUGUUUUUAUGGCACAGGCCUCAUCGCGGGCCACGGCUUCACCAGCCCUGAACGCACCCCCGGGGUCUUCAUCCUCUUCGAUGAGGACCGCUUCGGGUUCGUCUGGCUGGAGCUGAAAUCCUUCAGCCUGUACAGCCGGGUCCAGGCCACCUUCCGGAACGCAGAUGCGCCUUCCCCACAGGCCUUCGAUGAGAUGCUCAAGAACAUUCAGUCCCUCACCUCCUGACUGGCCACAUCCUUGCUGCCACAUCCCGGGUGGCUCUGGGGCUCUGAACUCUGACCUGUGAAUAGAAGCAGCAUGCACUUUGGAAAUCCAGCCUUUUGACCAGAACGCACACCUCGUCGGGGGGCCCAGCCCAGCCACCCCCCAGCACUUUAUGUAGAGAGUGUGACAUAGACCUGCAUAUUUGUCAGUGCCAUGAUGGAAGAAGCUGAGCAUGUCUUACCAAAAACAGAGAGAACGAGCCUGAAUACAGCAGAUGUAGGGGACAGCCGUGGGACCGCGUGAGAAUUGAAGCGGUGGGGUUGCCGCACCCUGGGCUGGCUGGCGGUUUUCUCGGGAAGCAGGACCCUCCUGACUGGUGCUCUUCCUGUGAGCGGAUAGAGUGAUAGACUGGGUCGUGUGUGAGACGCAUGUGCUCCACCCCACUCCUUUUGGGGGAAGCCAGGCAACAGUAGCCUCUGGGAGGGGGUCAGGAAGAGGCGAACAGCUCAGGCAGCGCAGGUGUGAUGGGCACAGUAUGCAGAGCAAGCUCGGGAAGUUGGUAGGAUCUCAGGCUUGGGGCCGGGACUCUGGAGUGAAUCCCCAUUUCUCUACCAGCUUGCUUGGAGUUUGGACAGAAGCAUUUCACCUCUGAUCUCAGCUUCCCCACCUGUGGAGUGGGUUUAGUGACCUGAGUCACUAGGGAAUGUCACCUGAAUGCACAGCCCAGCCCAUGCACCUGCCCCAGCCCCUCCAGCUUUGGAGCCAAGGCCAUCGUUCCAGCCACUUGACUGUCCUCGACGGCCUGUUCCAGACAGGGCGUUUGUUUUGUCCAUGCCUUCCUCCCUGCACGCACGCGGCGUCAAAACCAAGCUGCCGGCCACUGUCUCCAGAACGCAAGGCUCCAGGCCCGUGUGUCUGAAGCAGUGAGUGGUCCACACAGGUGCCAGGAGUGCCCAUGUGAGAUGACGAGGAAACCCCUUUGCAGGUGAGGGGACAGCUUUCUAGAAAAGCCACACCUGCAUCUGGGGACACACUUUGGAAAGCAGGACCCUCCAGCCUGGAGACCCCGUGGACUGAUGCCUCCACUGCUGUGUGCCCCAUGUUGUGUUAACACCUGCGUGUGGGGACCCCAUCUGAGGUCUUGGCUGAGGUUGGCAUCUCCUGAAGAACAGAGAGCACGGUGUCCAGAGCUGGCCCUUCCCCCAGCCCACAGCCAGCUCCGUGCCCGAGUGGGCGUCCCCAGUGAGCCUUUCCUCUCUGCUGCUUGUCCUUGUGCCUGGGCUGCUCCAAGUCCUUGUGCUGGGCACCCUGGACACAUCCUGCUGGUGAGGGACCUCGGGAAGGUGACAGUCUGUGUGCCUUGGUGUGGAGACCAACCUGAGGAUGUCCUGGGAAAUGUUUUCCUGAUGAAUUUCUCCUUGACUGGCCUUUAAAAAACAUAAGAAUUCCCAUUGCCCAGCCUCAGUGCAUUUGGCAAAUGCUUACUUUGCUUCCCAGAGUCAGAGAAUUGGCAAAGGUUCCUAAAUGGUAAUCUGGCCGGCCUGGGAGAAAGACUCACGAGAAAAGCCAGUGGAGAAAGCGCCCUUCCAGGGCUGCAGCAGCGGGAGCCACGCAGACCCCGAGGCGCGCCUGCUGGCUCUUGUGUGUGGCCCCAGUUUCUAGCGGCUUUUGCAGCAUUAGCCUACAAGCUUUGUCACUCCCUGCCCUCUGUGGUGGUCACUGUUUUUCUCUCGUGCCAAAUGAGGCAGUCUCUGAGUGACGGUGACUGUGGCCUUGAAGCCUGGAGGACCAUUGGGCAUGUAGAUUGGCACCUUGAAGAUUCACCAUUGUUUAAAUAAAAUCAAGCAAAUGCUUUUUUACCAAGAGCUCGAGCCUCGCUCUAAGGGACGCAGUCCUAGAGGCGUGCCCUUUGGGGCUUGAAGAGCACACUGUGGGACGCACGUGCUUCUGAUUAAAGGAAUCUCAGAUCUCAA
Messenger RNA from Pan troglodytes (chimpanzee), 5640 nucleotides. It is a transcript of the gene FBXO31, whose product is annotated as F-box protein 31. Gene Ontology annotation, molecular function: protein binding. Gene Ontology annotation, biological process: SCF-dependent proteasomal ubiquitin-dependent protein catabolic process. The record is from RefSeq and is a predicted model, not a curated record. Lineage: Eukaryota; Metazoa; Chordata; Mammalia; Primates; Hominidae. Gene Ontology annotation, cellular component: SCF ubiquitin ligase complex. The coding region runs from base 2453 to 3688 and encodes 411 amino acids. The transcript is spliced from 10 exons.